GCAUGAGCAGGACAUCAGCGUGUUUGGACUCAUAACAGUCAGAAACAUAAGAAACACUCGAGCGAGCACAUCACGGACUGUAACGGGCAGGAGGAGGAGUCCGAGAGAGAACCGGCUCCACCGGUGCAGACUUUCACUGUAAUUUCCUUCUUUAGACUCUCAUUAACUCUCCUCAAUAUCAUUCGUACACAAACGCAAGGACAAUCGAGGAGCGACACGUUCGUCCACAGCUUCAGAUUACAGCAUGACGGAUAACGUGCGGCGCGUGGUGUCCAAAGACGGCCGCAGUAACGUGAAGAUCGAUCACGUGGAGGGGAUGGUCAAGCUCUUCCUGCACGACAUCUGGACCACGGUGGUGGACAUGAAGUGGCGUUAUAAGAUCACGCUGUUCGCCUCCACCUUCGUCACGACGUGGUUCGUGUUCGGCGUCGUCUUCUACCUCAUCGGCCUGAGGAACGGCGACUUCGACGCCGACCCGUCGUCCAAUCACACGCCGUGCGUGAUGAACGUGGACACGCUGACCGGAGCCUACCUGUUCUCUCUGGAGACCCAGACCACCAUCGGCUACGGCUUCCGGCACAUUUCGGAGGAGUGUCCUCUCGCCAUCGUUGCGCUGGUGGCGCAGCUGGUCGUCACGGGUCUGGCCGAGAUCUUCGUGACCGGCGCGUUUCUGGCCAAGCUGGCGAGACCCAAGAAGCGCGCGGGGACCAUCAAGUUCAGCCGGUCGGCGGUGGUGCGCAAGCGGGACGGGAUCUGGUGUCUGAUGGUGCGCGUGGCCAACAUGAGGAACAGCCUCCUGAUUCAGUGUCAGCUCUCGGGGAAACUGCUGUCCACCCGCGUCACGCAAGAGGGCGAGAAGACGCUCGUCCAUCAGACCGGCGUGGACUUCCAGCUGGACUCCAGCGGCGAGUGUCCCUUCCUGCUGCUGCCGCUCACCUUCUACCACGUGCUGGACGAGCGAAGCCCGCUGAGGAACCUCACGGCCGACAACCUGCCCAAACAAGACUUCGAGCUGCUGGUGACCCUCAACGGCACCGUGGAGUCCACGGCCGCCACCUGCCAGAGCCGCACGUCCUACGUGCCGCAGGAGAUCCUGUGGGGUCACGAGUUCAAACCCGUGCUGUCCGACACGUCCGGCGGGAAACUGGCCGCAGACUUCAGCUUCUUCGACAAGGUGCAGGCCUGCAGCGACCCGCCGACGAUCCACAACAACACAGAGAAGCUCCAGCUGGAGGAGGAAUACAGACGCGAAUGAAGACACCGGACGAGUGUCAAGAAUGUGCUAAAAAACAGCUUCAAAAUGAGCUGGAAAAUCACCCUAAAUCAUUCCGGAACAGCAUCCCGACCGCGAGCCAGAUCUGAUCUGGAGCUGAAACGUGGAGCGCUGGAUUCUCCUGUGGAAUACGACACAACUAAACAACCAAAACACUUCAGAUCAAGACGACAUCAUUUACUUCAUUCAUCAUCCUGGUCUUAUUGGGAAUGAUCAGUGCCGGUAUUUUGAAGUAGUUAAUUGAAUUUUCCAGUCUUCAGCGUCACGAUUCUUCAGAAAUCAUUCUAAUAUGCUGAUUUGCUGCUCAACAAACAUUUCUCUUCUGCUCACCAAGGCUGCAUUUAUUUGAUAAAAAAUACAGUAAAAAUGUGAAAUAUUUUUGUUUUAAAAUAACAGCUUUCUAUCUGAAUACAUUUUAAACUGUAAUUUAUUUC
Labeo rohita (rohu) is the source of this 1707-nucleotide messenger RNA. RefSeq names its product potassium inwardly rectifying channel subfamily J member 15 (gene kcnj15). Lineage: Eukaryota; Metazoa; Chordata; Actinopteri; Cypriniformes; Cyprinidae. Gene Ontology annotation, molecular function: inward rectifier potassium channel activity. Bases 245 to 1255 code for a protein of 336 amino acids. The record is from RefSeq and is a predicted model, not a curated record. Gene Ontology annotation, biological process: regulation of monoatomic ion transmembrane transport; potassium ion import across plasma membrane. Gene Ontology annotation, cellular component: plasma membrane. The transcript is spliced from 2 exons.